Molecule: messenger RNA, 1172 nt
Organism: Medicago truncatula (barrel medic)
Lineage: Eukaryota; Viridiplantae; Streptophyta; Magnoliopsida; Fabales; Fabaceae
Product: AUGMIN subunit 2
Exons: 5
Coding region: 98-847 (249 amino acids)
Biological process (GO): microtubule nucleation; spindle assembly; microtubule organizing center organization
Cellular component (GO): mitotic spindle microtubule
Source: RefSeq, a predicted model, not a curated record
GCGUCAAAAAAAUAAAAAUAAAACAUUUGAAACUGGUUCGCUUUCUUCUCCUUCGUUCUCUCACAGUGGUGUUAGAAUUUCUAUACAAAAUUCAAAAAUGUCAAUGACAAACGAAUCAAGUUGGGUUGGUAGAAAAGCCGUCAAACGCAUUGGUGGAAUGUCCGAUGCACUGUCAAUCGCCGCCGAUCUCGGCUUCUCCGUCUCCUCACCUUCAUCUUCAACCCACGAAUCACUUCAUAAUCCACCCACAACAUCAACGGGUGAAAAAGGUGAAGACUUGAUCAGGGUUUUGAGAGAAUUAACUUCUGUUCAAAGAAAAAUUGCUGAUUUGCAAGUUGAACUUCAAGGGAGAAAGGAUGAUAAAAAUGUUGCACAUUUGACACAUGUGAGUGAAAUGGAGAAAAAGAUUGAGACUUUGGAUAGGAUUACUACUAUUCUUAAAGAUGUUAUUCAUAAUAAGGAUCGCAUAAUUGCUCGUCUGCAGCAGCCAUAUUCCCUGGAUUGCAUUCCUGUUGAAGCAGAAUAUCAGAAACAAUUCUCUGAACUACUGAUGAAGGCAGCUAGUGAUUAUGGUGCCUUGACAGCAUCAGUGGCAGAUUUCCAAUGGAGUCAGAAUUUUAAGGAACCUCCUUCGGUUUGGGGGGAGAUGCUUCGACCAAUUCCUGUAGCAUUGGCAUCUUGCACUCGGUACUUUGAGGCCAUGUCAGCCAAAAGAGAGUCAUUUGCAGCACUUCAAAAACUUAGAGUGGGCCAAUUUGAUUCCUCUGUACCUAUAACACCGGCCAGAGAUCCUUCCCAAAGACUACCAGGAGUAUCUGAUUCCUUAACUUCACUUCCAUCAGAAUAAUGGUACAAGCCAAAGGAUCUUGUCUCGCCCUCUCGGUUGAAGAAGAGUCUUAGUUUUUUAAGAUCUGUCUAUCCUCUGUGUGAUAUAUUAUACUUCACCUGCUUGUGCAUAUCAAUUAUUCAUGGAAUACCUCUUCAGAGAAUGGUUACAAGGCAAAGGAUUGUGUGUAAAAUAAUUGUUUAUUAUCUUUUUGAGAAGUGAAUUCAUGAAUGGAUUGAACUAGUGAAUUAUUGGUGUGUAAUUUGUUGUAACUAAAGCCUCAAUUUAAGUCAACAUUCGUUUUUUAUUGGUGAAAUGUUCUGAAAAUAUAUUGGCAUAUGAUGAA